CCUCUCGCAUCUAGCCCCAGACAAACCCCCUCCUUUCUCUCGUACGUGACACUCUCUCCCAAUUUCUCCCCCUCAGAACAAACAAAAAACAAAACAAAAUCCGCUACUAAAUCUUCCCCGUCUCCCUCUAUCUCUCUCCUCCUUCGAAUCCCAAGGCAGCCAGGUGUAGAGAGAGAGAGAGAGAGAGAGAGAGAGAGAGAGAGAGAGGGAUUGGAGAGACGUUGCCUUUGCCGUUGUUAUUAACGCCGCCGCCGCUGCGUUCGUAUGGUCUGCGUCGUCUCGGGGCUCCUGCGUUCGUAGCCCGCGCUUGCCGCUUCUGGCCUGGAUCGGUGAGGGGGGAGCCAGCAAGCCGGCCGAUCCAUUUCCUCCUCCUGCGGGUCGGCGUCGGGGACGAUGGAGGGGAGGGCGGCCAACGAGAACCGAAGGCCGGUGGUGGCGAAGCACGUGGCCAGCGUCCGAGAGAUGGGGAACCGGCGGGCGCUCAGGGAGAUCAAGAACCUCGUCGGAGCUGCCCCGUACCCAUGCGCCAUCGCCAAGAAGCCCAUGAUGCAGAAGAGCGGGAGGGAUGAGCAGAAGCCGGCAUUGGCGAGCGACCGGCCCAUGACCAGGAAAUUCGCUGCCUCCUUGGCGAGCAAAGAACAACCUGAACAUAAGGCGGCCGCGACUGAUGCUGCAGCACUUGUAGUUGAUCACAAGGAGGAGUUAACCGAUGAUGGCACUGUCGACAUCGACCUGGAACAGUACGAGUUGUUUAUCGAUAUUGACAUGGAUGAGAUUGAGCACAAGGACAGUGUGAAUGAUGAAUCAAUCAUGGAUAUCGACAGUCCUGACUCGGGGAAUCCGCUUGCAGCAACCGAGUAUGUUGAAGAGCUUUACAAGUUCUACAGAGAAAAUGAGGCAAAAAGUUGUGUGAGGCCUGAUUACAUGUCCAGUCAAGAAGAUAUUAAUGCAAAGAUGAGAGCGAUUCUGAUUGACUGGCUCAUUGAGGUCCAUUACAAGUUUGAGCUCAUGGAUGAGACACUCUUUCUCACGAUAAACAUAAUAGAUAGAUUCUUGGAAAAGCAAGUGGUUCCAAGGAAGAAGCUGCAGCUGGUUGGCGUAACAGCUAUGCUUCUUGCUUGCAAAUAUGAGGAGGUCUCAGUUCCGGUUGUUGAGGACCUAGUGCUCAUUUCUGACCGGGCGUACACAAAAGGGCAGAUUCUAGAAAUGGAAAAGUUGAUUUUGAGCACACUGAAGUUCAACAUGUCUGUUCCAACUCCUUAUGUCUUUAUGAGGAGAUUUCUGAAGGCAGCAGAUUCUGAUAAACAGCUAGAGCUAGUUUCCUUUUUCAUGUUGGAGCUCUGCCUUGUUGAAUACCAAAUGCUCAAGUAUCCCCCUUCGCUUCUGGCUGCCGCUGCAGUUUAUACUGCGCAAUGUUCUAUCAGUCGUUGCCAGCACUGGACAAAGAUUUGUGAGUUACAUAGCAGAUACACCGGUGACCAGCUCCUGGAGUGCUCCAGGAUGAUGGUAGACUUCCACCAGAAGGCCGGGGGUGGCAAGCUUACCGGCGUCCACAGGAAGUACAGUACAUUCAAGUUCGGGUGCGUGGCCAAAGUGGAGCCUGCGCUGUUCAUGCUGGAGUCAGGAGGGACACCACCUUCAGGCACAAUCUAGUUGAAUCUAUUGCCCUGGAUGGAUUUUAACCUACUCUGGAGACGACAUGCAGAAACACCGUGUUGAUGUUGCACAGAAGUGCAGCAGAUUUCGUUACAGCUUGCUUGUGAUCAAGUAACGUUAGUCUGUUUUUAUUUAUGUUGUGAAUGAUGAUGACCUGGGCCGUCAGCCACUCGUGCAGUUAUACUGCGGCUAAUAACGAACUGGCCUCUUGAGGAAUGAUGUUGAACCUUGUAAAGAAUACAAGUUCUGAAUCAAA
Phragmites australis (common reed) is the source of this 1912-nucleotide messenger RNA. Its product is annotated as cyclin-B2-1-like. Gene Ontology annotation, biological process: mitotic cell cycle phase transition; regulation of cyclin-dependent protein serine/threonine kinase activity. Lineage: Eukaryota; Viridiplantae; Streptophyta; Magnoliopsida; Poales; Poaceae. The record is from RefSeq and is a predicted model, not a curated record. The transcript is spliced from 11 exons. Gene Ontology annotation, cellular component: nucleus; cytoplasm; cyclin-dependent protein kinase holoenzyme complex. Bases 394 to 1653 code for a protein of 419 amino acids. Gene Ontology annotation, molecular function: cyclin-dependent protein serine/threonine kinase regulator activity.